Messenger RNA from Daldinia childiae, 807 nucleotides. RefSeq lists its product as uncharacterized. Bases 1 to 807 code for a protein of 268 amino acids. Lineage: Eukaryota; Fungi; Ascomycota; Sordariomycetes; Xylariales; Hypoxylaceae. The transcript is spliced from 2 exons. The record is from RefSeq and is a predicted model, not a curated record.
AUGCGUUUCGCCGGAGCCGUUUUCUUCGCUGGUGCCGCCAUGGCCGGCAGCACCCUCUACGAGACUGACUUUGUCACCAUUACCUCUUGCGGUCCCACUGUCACCAACUGCCCGGCCCGGUCUACCGUCACCAGCAGCACCGUCUACCCGGUGUCUAGCUCCGCGACCGUCCCUGGAUACCCAGUCGAGACUCCUUCCGCGUCUAAGCCCGCUGAGGUCCCUUCUGCGUCCCAGCCUGGUUACCCCGUUGAGACUCCCUCCCAGUCUCAGCCCGCCUCCAGCCCUGUUCCCAGCAGCAGCAGCGCCGUCGAGAGCAGCACCAGCGUCGUUGUCCCUACCACUUCCAGCUUCAACAACGGCACUAUUCCCUCUUACCCUACUGCUACUCCUUCCUCGUCUGCUCCCGGUGUCCCCUCGGGCCCGGCCAGCAGCCCUUCUGAGACUGCUCCCGGCUACCCUACCGGCCCCGCUGGUUCUCCCUCUGGAUCCGCUCCCAGCGCUCCUUCGGAGACUGCUCCCUACCCUACCUCGGUGAUCCCUAUCACCUACACCACCUGUGUCCCUACCACCAGUGUCAGCUACUCUACCAUCACCGUCAGCCCCUCUGCUCCCGUCGGCACUGCCCCCGGCGCUCCUGGUGCUCCCGGUGCCCCUGGCAACUACCCCACUGGCUCGUACACUGCUUCCAACCCUCCUACUGGCUCUUACCCCACUGGCAGCCCCAUCCCUACUGCCGGUGCUUCCACCAUGGCCGGCUCUGGUCUCCUCGCCGCUGCUGCCGGUGUCGCCGCUCUUCUCUUCGCUUAA